Eimeria acervulina is the source of this 1842-nucleotide messenger RNA. RefSeq lists its product as hypothetical. The coding region runs from base 1 to 1842 and encodes 613 amino acids. NCBI's taxonomy places the organism in Eukaryota, Apicomplexa, Conoidasida, Eucoccidiorida, Eimeriidae. The record is from RefSeq and is a predicted model, not a curated record. The transcript is spliced from 7 exons.
AUGUGGAGUGUCUCUUCGCGGCGCGCCUCUCUAGCGCUAAUGCGGGUGCAGGGUUCGGGAUCGUCUUCAGAUAUGUGGGGCCCCUGCGUGUUGCCUGAGGGCGCAGCCAUUGUGCAGCGGUGGUCCCGCGGGGGAACGGCUGCUGCUGCUGCUGCUGCAGCAGCAGCAGCAACGGGAACAGCUGCAGCAGGAAGCACGGGGUCGCCUCCAGGGUCUCCUAGUGGGACUGGAGACGCCUCUGGAGGCGGGAACGCUGGGGAUCGACGGUCCCCAAGGAGACAACCCACUGCUGCCUUCCGGGCCUUCCCUGCUGUUAAGAAGUUCAGUAGGGUGGCCUGCCUUGCACUGCCUGAGGAAGCAGCAAAUGCUGCAAGCAGGCUGGGGUACGCGCGGCUGCAGCUGCUGCUGGGUUAUGUGGUGCCGGAGAUACUGGAUGAGGAAGCUUUCAUUGAAGAGACAGGCGACAGAGUUCACGAGACAGCGGAGACAGCAGAGGAGCCUCAACCCGCAUUGCAUGUCCCUUAUCGCCCGUACAUUGUGGUGAACCUCAACGGCCGAGACAUAUACCGCAGCGCAGUGCUGCACUGCGACUCGACCAGGCCCAGUGACUGUCUCCAAGGAGUUUGGAAUGAAAGGAUUGAGAUCCAGCUACACCAGCCGUACAGCGUGCUGCGGCUAGCGCUGUAUGAUAGAGACACCUCAACCUCCGCUGUUGGUGGAGACGAAUUGCUGGGGGCUGCGGACUUUCAUCUUCAUCUUUUGCUGCCGCAGCGCAUAUACGACAUUACAACUGUGUUCGCGCCCUUCGCUGUACUCGAUGAUGGGGUCUUGUCUGGAAAGGAAGAGGCAUUUGCGGUGCUGCAAGGCAGUCGUUAUUUGCACCGCUCGCAAGACACUCGGGCCCUCAUCAAGGAGUCUCCUUGCAGCGUUUGCGGCGAGCACAGCGGCAGCUGCAAGCACAGCAGCAGCAGCCGCCGUAACAGCAACAGCAGCAGCAGCAGCAACAGCAGCGCCAUGGAAGCAGAGGCCUCGUCGUUGUAUACAGUCGAGCUUGACGAAGAGGCGAUUGCGAAGGACCUGCAGCACCAGCUGCAGUUGCAGCUGCAGCAGCAACAGGGAGAGGGGGAGGGAGACUUUGCUGGCUGUCGGUUGCGGCUGAUGCUGCAGCUGCUGCCGCACAAGGAUUCAAAGUGCAGCACCAUUCCCUUACUUGAUGAGGUCUCCGCGUUGUUACUGCCGACCCCACAGGAGACACAAGAGGCAGCGCUGCCGCCGCUUAACUUCCCUGCAGUUUGGAGUGACAUCCAGGAUGCCCAGAGGAAGCUCACUGAAGGGCCUCUGCGGGUGCUUGCUGCAGGGGUAUACGACGCGGUGUAUUGGGAGCGGCCAGUGCUGAGUAUUGCGUGUCUCUUAGCGUUUGUCUUUCUAUGGAAGCAUCCGUGUUUCUUGCCUGCUGCUCUGUUGUUUCUCUCAGGCCUGCUGCUGCUGAUUGUCUCCUUCAUACAGCUGCCGCUUCCUCCCGAGGAGGCUUAUUCAGCUGGCAGGGGGGACAGCGCCGCAGCAGCAGCAGCGGCAGCAGUAGCAGCAGCCUCCGUAGCAGAAGCAGGACGCGAAGGAGACAGGGGAAUAUCUGCUGAGGGGCCCCGCCAAAGGGGCCGCCCAGGGUCUCUUAAGGCCUUUGAAGUCAGCGAAUCAGAGAACUGCGCGGAGACAUCUUUGCUGCGGUCGCUGCUAUCUGCUGCAGUGCCGCCUCCGCUGCAGCUGCGCGUGCGCCAAGGCCACGUAAGAUAUGCAGCAGCACCAUCACCACAGCAGCAGCACAGCAGCACAGCAGCACAGUAG